Molecule: messenger RNA, 1369 nt
Organism: Aphanomyces astaci
Lineage: Eukaryota; Oomycota; Saprolegniomycetes; Saprolegniales; Verrucalvaceae
Exons: 5
Biological process (GO): proteolysis
Molecular function (GO): metalloexopeptidase activity
Source: RefSeq, a predicted model, not a curated record
CAUGAAAGUGUUGUAUCAACUUGUGGGCGUGGUGGGGCUCGCGGCGUCGAUUGCCCAAGCUCAUUUCGCCCCUCAAACGUCUGUCGAAGGAUGUCGCGGCGAUCGCUCCAACGACUCUGACCGACUCAUUGCGCUUUCCGACUCCAUUCGCUGCUGGAUGACUGAGGCUGAGAUUCGAAUCCUCCACCAAAACAAUACUGGGUUUGUCGAUGACACGGAUGGGUUGUGGACGGAAGGCACGCGGUUGGGCAGAGAGCGCCAAGCGCUGCGCCUUGGAGCUAAAACCUAUCCAGCCAUCCCUGCGUUUCAAGCAGUCGUGAAAGCUGUCAACGCCAAAGUCAAUCCUAACGACCUCAAGACCCUCCUUACGACGUUUGUGAACAAGUUCACCACCCGCCACAAAACGUCGUCGCAGGGACUGGCGUCGAGCAUCUGGUUGUUCGACCAAGCGGUCGCCUUGUCCAACGCCCACGGACGCGCCGAUAUCAAGACCAAAGUGACCAAGUACGACCACGGAUGGGGCCAAGUGUCUGUGAUCUUCCGCAUCGAUCCGGUGAAACCUGCCGUGAACAACGAUCUGCUCAUCCUCGGUGCGCAUCAAGAUUCGAUCAACCAACGCGACGGAAAGGCCGCCCCUGGCGCCGACGACGACGGGUCCGGCACGGUCACGAUUUUCACGGCGCUCAAGUACUUGCUGUCGUCGCCGCAGUGGGUUCCCACGCGACCGAUCGAGUUUCAAUGGUACUCGGCCGAAGAAACGGGAUUGCAAGGCUCCAAGCAAAUUGCCACCGCUUAUGCCAAAGCCAAAGUCGACGUGUACGCCAUGUACCAAAACGACAUGACAGGUUGGACCCGAGGCGGCACCAAGGUCAUUAGCUUCACGGACGACUUCACGACGCGCCCGUUGACCCAGUUCUUGGAAGUAUGUGUCAAUACUUACUUGACCACUAAAGUAAGCCACAACACGUGCGGCUACGGCUGCUCCGAUCACGCGUCGUGGUUCAACGCUGGGUACGCCACGGUAUACCCGUUUGAAGAAGACGGACCCAUCAACCCCAACGUCCACUCGUCCAAGGACACGAUUGCGACCUUGGACUUUAACCACAUGGCCGAGUUUACGCGAUUGGCCGUGGCGUUCGUGGUGGAGCUGUCGCAAGCCAAGACGAAGCUUCCCGUCAUCGUGGACGUUGUGGAGCCCGAUGUGGAGCCUGAAGUGAUUGAUGUUGAUGUGCUUACGACCUUCGGCGAUGGCCAUGUAAUUGUCGACUAGGCUGGAAGAUUUCUUGUGGAUAAUGGCAGUGUAUUGAUGCUGUGUUAGACAAUCAAUACUAUUAAUAGUAUAUGUUUCGAUAAAGUUUGUCAUUUCGGU